CAUUAAUCUUGCAGGCAUUUGUGCUCGACCCGAUAGGCCACCUCGUCUUGGUCCUCUCGUUUCUCUUUCCGUUUCUCCUCCUAGUUCGCCCAUGGCCCGGCUUGCACCCUUUGGUCUUCCGCUCCUCGCUCAUCGCUAAACCCCAAACCCCCCCCGGCAGUUCAGAGAGACGGGCAAAUGACAAUGCAACCAACCCUCACCUCGCUCGAGGGCGUACGACCAAACACGCCAUUGUUUCCUUCUUUGAGCAAGAAGCUCCGUCAAUGGCCAACCGAAGCCCAGAUUCUGCUUCUAAUAAUUGUCCGUCGUUUGUUUCGGCAUCUCCGUCCUCCGCCCUCUGUUCAGGUUGAGGAAUAUGGCAAAAGAGAUUGACCCAGAAACACGCGUGGAAAAGGGCAAGGAACCGAGAGCUCAAUACGCACUGGGCGGGUAGCCACAACACCCUGCCAGGAUUGGGUGUCUGUCCGCUUGGGACAAUCCUUUGACCACAGACCCGUUUGCGUUAGAGGGUCGACAAAAGAUACCGAUGGAGUAUUCAUGGGUAUGUGGAGCAGGAGCUUCAAGCUCUCAAGUCUUCAGUCACGGCAGCUACUCGUACUCGGUGCUCUGCGGGACAUAAGCAUUUGACAUCACCCUUUGACCCCCCCUGGGGAGGUGUCGAAUCCACCAGAUCCAAAAUCCUCGCGGAGAGUCGGAGGUCUACAACGUUCCUUACUAGCGAGUUGGGUACCUAGUCCACCAGCCACACAAAGGCCCCCAGCGCCACGACCUGCAAGAAGCCUCAGAAAGCCUCAUGAUCGACCACUUCCUGGAGGAGUCCUCCUUAAGGAUAUCAUGUGCAGCAAUUGGCCGUCGAUUCAGCCUCAUCGCGAUGUGGGCACAGGGAUCUGUGGCUUGAAUCCUUUCGCUUGCACUUGUGGCUGCUGGUUCAACGCGAAGGAUUUCACCAGCCACUUACCCCGAGCUUCAAAAGUGGCUGUACAGCCUGCUGGAGUGCUCGUACGUACCUAUUUCGCUAGAGGUCUAGCAACUAAGUACGGAGUACGAGUAGAUGACAUCGGCAUUCUUGUGGGACUGGCUGUGGAUCGUCGCGUAUGGCGACCCCUUGUUACCUGCAUUCAGCUUCCAUCGUCAGCUCGACAUAUCAUUCAAUAAUGGGGCGGACAAACUACAUGCAAAAUCAUGAGAGAGUAUCAGGACGGAACUCUCACAAGGAUGAAUCGGAGUUAUAACACAGCUGGCCCCCAUUGCUCUGCCGAAAUUGGACAUGAUACGAAAACAGUCAAAUCCCCGUUCGCUCUUACUACAUCCAGUACUGCACGUUCAGCCGCAUGGUGCUUUCCGGGCUCCUUCAAGGACGCAUGGAAACCGGCACUUGCAAGAGUGUAAUCUGGUAUGGGUAUCCAUGGGAUGAGGACAAACAUUGCUACGAGGUUAACAUCAGAGAUGCAUUCCGAUCAAGACAGAGGAUCUUCUCAAGUGGGUGAAUGUGGUUUGCUACCACUCCCGUUUCUUCUUCUACUGGCACCUCUCUUCUCCCCGAUGACAUGACAGGGUUGGGUUUUAGUGGCAAUGCAUCGUUUUCAUCCUGCAUUGUGGUGCCGCUAUUGAAUGGACAACGACCACUACGCGCAGAUCUCAACGUGAUCGUACUAUUUGGUUGACCGCAACAUCGUAUAUCAGCAACAAACAGUGAAGCAAGCUCAAUCUUUCUUUUCCGCCUGGAACCUGGGUCACGGUGGUUAUGGCAGCUGAUACAUGUCCAUUCCCGCCGUGGAACACUUUCAAGAAAUCUACAAGCCUUCGAAAAGGGAGGACUUUGAAGAUGCUUUGUGCAGCACGGCCAAAUGAGCUUUCGAUGACCAAGUUUGUGACUUUUUCAGCAAUUUUCAACCAGUCUCAGGUACCAUGAUCCUGUCGAUUCGGAAACAUUCGUCAUCUGUACAAACAGUGGAUUUGGGACAUGUCACGAAGACUUUCGAGAUGAUCAUGUGCCGACAGGACCUAUUAGGGUUUGUGUCGUCAAAGGCGAAGAACUCGUGUGACGAAAAGGCCGAAACCGAACUGUCGGCUAUUCUCGUAUUGCCGUUGCUCAAGAGUCUAGCGAUGGCCGCAACACGGGCGUUUGCGCCUGGCAGAUCAAAUGUAGCGGAAAAGACGUAUCGUAACCCGGAGAUUCUGAAGCAGUGAACUAGUAACCUUG
This is a messenger RNA of Cladophialophora immunda, 2203 nucleotides long. RefSeq lists its product as uncharacterized. NCBI's taxonomy places the organism in Eukaryota, Fungi, Ascomycota, Eurotiomycetes, Chaetothyriales, Herpotrichiellaceae. Bases 835 to 1155 code for a protein of 106 amino acids. The record is from RefSeq and is a predicted model, not a curated record. The transcript has 2 exons.